Molecule: messenger RNA, 1170 nt
Organism: Penicillium cinerascens
Lineage: Eukaryota; Fungi; Ascomycota; Eurotiomycetes; Eurotiales; Aspergillaceae
Product: polyubiquitin-binding protein UFD1
Exons: 3
Coding region: 1-1170 (389 amino acids)
Cellular component (GO): VCP-NPL4-UFD1 AAA ATPase complex
Molecular function (GO): polyubiquitin modification-dependent protein binding
Source: RefSeq, a predicted model, not a curated record
AUGUACCGACCUGGCUUCUUGGACGAUCCUAUGGAGGGUGUGAUGGGCGGCAUGAUGCGCCCAGGUGGUGCAGCUCGUCGCUUCGAUGAGUACUACCGCUGCUACCCCGUUGCAAUGCUGCCAGGGCCCGAGAGAGAGAAUGUGAACCAUGGCGGCAAGGUCAUUAUGCCGCCUAGCGCACUGGAUAAGCUUACACGCCUUCACAUCACCUACCCGAUGCUUUUCGAGCUGCACAACGGUGCCAAGGAGAGAAUGACACACGCGGGCGUGCUGGAAUUUAUCGCUGAGGAGGGCAAGAUCUAUCUUCCAUUCUGGCUCAUGCAAACGCUUCUUUUAGAACCUGGUGAUCUUCUCCAGAUCAAGUCAACUGAUCUUCCUCCCGGUCAAUUCAUUAAAUUGCAAGCGCAAUCGACCUCUUUUCUUGACAUUAGCGACCCCAAGGCUGUCCUUGAAAACGCCUUCCGGAACUUCUCGUGCCUCAGCAAGGGCGACGUCUUCACAUUCGCAUAUAACGACCAAGUCUACGAAAUGGCGGUUCUCGAGACAAAACCUUCGGGGGCCAAGAGUGCGGUGUCCGUCCUGGAAACCGACUUGGAGGUUGAUUUUGCCCCUCCGGUUGGAUAUGAAGAGUCUCAACGCACCAGUGGUACUAGCACGCCUGGAAGUGUCGUCAGCGGGGGGAAGCUCCCGGCAGGCGGAUUGCUUCAUCCUCACGGUACAAUGGCACAGUCUAUCAACUAUUCCGCCAUUGCGCCCGAGGCGACUGAUGCAGCAGCUGGUGCCCGGGCCGUGUCCUCCAACUUUUUGUCAGGAGGCCAACGCCUCAACGCAAAGAAGGGAAGCAAGGCACCUACUCCGCAAGCUUCUACUCCUACCCCGGGAGCCACAAACCCCCAGCAUCCCCCGCCUAUCCGUAAGACCAAUGGCCCGCAACCUUUGCGUCUUCCUCCCAAUCAACUCUUCUUUGGAUAUGCCAUCAAACCGGCCAAGCCCCGCGACGAGAACGGCCAACUCAUCCAAGAGAACCAGCCCAAGUUCCAGGGAAUCGGUCAAACACUGCGGGGGAAGAAGAAGGAUGUGGGCGGGUCAGCAACUCCCACAUCAGGAAGCGAAGCCGAUAGCCAAAAGGGCAAGAGCAGCGCUAGUGGGCGGACUCUAGGAAAGCGCUGA